AUGUUCUCUCGAUUGAAUCACCGACGCUCUAGCGUCCUUACCUUUGGCCUUGUUGCCAGUGGUUCUCUUGUUGCUGCAGGGCCCUGCGAUAUCUACGCAUCCGGUGGGACGCCAUGUGUUGCUGCGCAUAGCAGCACUCGUGCCUUAUACGGAGCUUAUUCCGGGCCGCUAUAUCAAGUAUCACGCGGCUCUGAUGGUGCUACAACGAAUGUAGGGCCAUUGUCUGCUGGUGGUGUUGCCAAUGCCGCUGCUCAAGAUUCAUUCUGUGCUGGCACGACCUGCCUCAUCACCAUCAUCUAUGACCAGUCUGGCCGUGGCAACCACCUUACCCAGGCUCCUCCCGGAGGUGCUGCAAGCGGACCUCUCCCUGGUGGCUUUGAUAAUUUGGCCAGCGCGUUUGCAGCACCGGUUCGGUUGAACGGCCAAAAGGCGUACGGUGUCUUCAUCGCGCCUACAACUGGAUAUCGUAACAACGCCCCUAAUGGUACGGCCACGGGAGAUGCAUCACAGGGCAUGUAUGCUAUCUUUGAUGGAACUCACUAUAAUACGGCUUGCUGCUUUGACUAUGGCAACGCUGAGACCAAUAGUCGCGACACGGGUAACGGCCACAUGGAGGCCAUCUACUUUGGCACUGGAGAUGGCUCUGGCCGCGGUACUGGCUCCGGUAGUGGUCCAUGGAUCAUGGCAGAUCUUGAGAACGGCCUGUUCUCUGGUCUUAGUGCCAUUAAUAACCCUGCAGACCCGACCAUCUCUUCUCGAUUUGUCACUGCAGUAGUCAAGGGUGAGCCAAACCAGUGGGCAAUCCGUGGAGGCGAUGCUGCGUCGGGAACUCUUUCGACAUUCUACAGCGGCGCACGCCCUUCAGGUGGCUAUAAUCCAAUGAGCAAAGAGGGUGCUAUUAUUCUCGGCAUUGGUGGAGAUAACAGCGAUGGCGCCCAAGGCACAUUCUAUGAGGGCGUCAUGACCUCUGGCUAUCCCUCAGACAGCACCGAGAAUUCGGUUCAGGCCAAUAUUGUGGCUGCCAAAUAUGUCUAUGACACUUCAUUGAUGACGAGCGGUCCUGCUCUCACCGUCGGCUCCUCUAUCUCACUGAGAGCUACAACUUCUUGCUGCACAACACGCUAUAUUGCGCAUACUGGCGCCACUGUUAACACUCAGGUUGUCUCAUCAUCUAGCAGCACUGCCCUGAAGCAACAAGCUAGCUGGACAGUCCGUACAGGUCUCGGAAAUAGUGCCUGCUUCUCUUUCGAAUCCGUUGAUACCCCUGGCAGCUUCAUCCGACACUCCAACUUUCAGCUUACGCUUAAUGCCAACGACAACAGCAAGCUCUUCCAUGAAGACGCCACGUUUUGUCCACAGGCCGGCCUCAACGGCCAGGGCAAUUCCUUGCGCUCGUGGAGCUAUCCUACCCGCUAUUGGCGUCACUUCAAUGCACUGCUUUAUAUCGCGGCUAAUGGCGGCGAGCACGAGUUUGAUUCAACUACGUUGUUCAACGACGACGUGAGCUUCGUGGUCAGCGCUGGCUUUGCUUAA
Trichoderma aggressivum f. europaeum is the source of this 1533-nucleotide messenger RNA. Its product is annotated as CAZyme family GH54 and CBM42. Bases 1 to 1533 code for a protein of 510 amino acids. Gene Ontology annotation, biological process: L-arabinose metabolic process; arabinan metabolic process; pectin catabolic process. The record is from RefSeq and is a predicted model, not a curated record. Lineage: Eukaryota; Fungi; Ascomycota; Sordariomycetes; Hypocreales; Hypocreaceae. Gene Ontology annotation, molecular function: alpha-L-arabinofuranosidase activity. The transcript has a single exon.